AUGGAUGCGGGUGAAAAGCAGGGUGCGUUCCCCGUCUCUUGUGCAGAUGGGAAGGUAUCCGAUAUUCCAAGGCCUGCCUCAAUCGAAGACUUCGUUGUUUUGAAGCCCAUCAGCCGUGGUGCCUUUGGAAAGGUUUACCUUGCACGGAAGAAGAGCAAUGCACGAUUAUAUGCUAUCAAGGCAAGUGAUCAACAUUUUACCACUGCUAUGCACCUGCUCGACAGCUCACAACAUUUAGCAUUUUAAGUGGGGUGAACCACCAGUAACGGCUGUUAAUGUAAAGGAGUUGGAAAGCAUUUUGAACGUCAACAUUUUUUUAUUUACCUAACUUUUUGAGGAUAAUAACACUACUGGCUAUUCACUUUUCUCCAGGUGGUGAAGAAAGCAGACAUGCGUGACAAAAAUAUGGCAGAUCAGAUGAAGGCAGAGAGGGACGCAUUGGCCCUCAGCAAAAGUCCCUUUGUCGUGCACCUCUUCUACUGUCUCCAAACAGCAACAAAAGUGUAUUUGGUAUGUGGUCCCAAAAAAUACAAAUGACAACAGUGAGUGACGCAUGUCCCUGACCUGACUUUGGUAUAUUGCCUCUGUACAUGUUUAUCCAUAGGUGAUGGAAUACCUGAUUGGCGGGGACGUGAAAUCACUUCUUCACAUCUACGGCUAUUUUGAUGAGGACAUGUCAGUGAAAUACAUUUCAGAGGUGGCACGUGCUUUAGACUACCUCCAUCGCCAUGGAAUCACACACAGGUACUUUUAUGACUACCUAUCUUCAAUAUAUUUGUGUUUAUUUCACAUUUUAGUAUGAUUGAGUUUUGCAUUCUUUUAAAUCCUUUAGGGACCUGAAGCCGGACAAUAUGCUUGUUUCUAAUGAAGGCCACAUCAAGCUUACAGACUUUGGCCUCUCCAAAGUGAAGCUUGACAGAGGUAUGGGCACUGUAGCUUUCACUUAAUUAAUGCAUCCAUCUCCAUCCACUUGCAGGCUUUUGUUGUGUUUUACAUUUUAAUUCCUUUUCCUUUCCCUACCAGAAUUGAGUCUUGCAGAUAUCUUGACAACCCCAUCUUUGGCAAAGCCUAAACAAGAUUAUUUCCGCACCCCUGGUCAAGUCCUGUCUUUGAUCAGCUCUCUUGGACUUGUGAGUAAAGUUCCUUGUAUUUAAGUAUGUAUUCAUGGAGAAUACAUCAGUGAGGAUAAUACAUGUGAUAUGAUUGGUUUGUGCAGAUACAGUACAUUGUUUCCUGUUGCCAUUUUAAAAUAUGUAUUCUGUGCUCAUCUCAUCAAACACAGAACACACCAGCAGUGGAGGGCAAGCGGCACAGCAGCGGCUCGGCUGUGUUUAGCCCUAUGUCAUGUGGGAAAAUUGAACAGCGGAAAAACUCGCUCAGUUCGCCCUUGAGGAGACAGAAUGAAUACCUGCGUUCCCCUGUCUGUCAUAGCCGGACUUUGGGUAUGUCUCUUCACCCCGUGUUUCAGGUUUUCAUCUUUAUCCAUAGAGGGCAGACUGGUCAGAUCUGUAGUCAAACCUGUCCUGAGGAGAAAGUGGAUUCUGUUCCCUCAAACUGGUUCUAAUCAGACAUUUGUUUUGUUUUUUCAGGACCCAACAGCUGUGUGUUCAGCCCAUAUGCAUUGGCCAAGAGCCUGACUCCCAGGCUGCUCAAGUCCAGGAGGAGGUUUGACACCAUGAGCGCAGGUGGCAGCCAACCAUGCCUCUUCCCCUCCACCACUGACUCAGAGGGAGGUGUCAGCCCACUAUGGGAGCUGGAGCAGGUCAGAAACCAGUAGCAAAUAAACAUUUUGCAUUCAUUUGACUCAUAUAUCUGUAUUUGUGGGUCAUUGGUUAUUAGAAGAUAUGUAUGUUAUGAAUGUUUUCCCGUUUUUCUUUUCUAGAAGGAGAUUGAGAACUUGCCGUACCUAUAUGGUAGGAAUGCAAGCGGACAAAUGGGAGAAAAGGUGACCUCUGAUAUGCGGAUGCUGGGAUCGUUGGACAACUUGGAUCUACGUGGACAGCUCCACCGAGAACCCAGUACUGGAGAACUGUCCAGGAAGGCCAAACAGGAACCCCAUACUGGAAAGAGGCUUCAGUUUAACAAGAUGGAGCAGUCUGCCCCACCCAAGAAGCCUGAACACUCUCAACCAAUCAGAGGCAAUGUUUCUGGAGCUGAAAGUAUCUGUGCCACCGAAGGGAAACCAAUGGGACGCCAGCCUGUGGUAACCUCAGCUGUAAAGAGAGGGUUUGAGGAGGUGGAGAAAAGUCCUGAGCAGUUGGAAUCGCUUUCCAAGAAGAGAGACUCAGAGUACCAGAGGUGUUCUGGGGUCCCAGAAAUGGCUUUGAAGUAUCGCACUGGUCUGACUGGGGUGUUUGCCAAUGUUCAUUUGGAGGAGUUUGGAUCUGAGGGUCAAGGGACUGCUGAAGGACAGGUGCCCAAACGCUCCAGUCCCAUUGCUGUGACUAAAAACCUCCUGUGUGAGUUGGAUGACCUAGCAGAGGGGGUCUUUGUUGAGGGCAGGUCUUUUGGUGAAGACCACGAGCUGAGCAGGAACCUGAGCAUUGACUCUGAGGGGUCGGUUCAUGAAAUGUCCAUCAUCGUCAACAGCCCAACCCCAAAGAGGUCGACUCAAAGUGCCAAAGAAGGGCAUUUGGCAUUGUUAGAGCUAGACGACAGCGAAAUAUCACCCAGUACCCCACUGCCUCCUCAGCCACCCACCUUGGCUAGUAUAGGAACAGCAAAGCUGGGCAACGGGCUCACCCUGCAAGGAGGCGUAUCCAAACGCUCUUUCCUUGACAGAGUCCCCGAGCUGGACCCCAGCGUGGCCAAGUCACCCUCGUUCCUCAAGCCCAGGAACGUGGUGGCCUUCCGGAGCUACUGCAGCUCCAUCAACCGCUCCAACAUGUCGUGGAACUCACGCCUCAGCCUGGGCUCAGUGGAGGCCAUGGAUAUGGCCACCUCAGCCUCCUACCACAGUAUGCCUGCUGCCUUCACACCAGUCCAGAAGAGACCCAGCUCCAACAGCUCCCUCUAUCAGGUAGAUAUACAGAGUCGAGGGUCAGGGAUGGUGGCUACUGGGCUACAUUCAAAUGUAUGACCUGAAUAUAGCUUUUUUUCAGGGUACUUAUAUUACACGACACUGUUUUAUCGCAGUUAUUUAUUCAUUUGUUUCCUCACUUCAGACCCCACAGCCGAUGACAACAUCCCACACUCCAUUCAGGACCCCUAAGAGUGUCCGACGUGCUCCAGUGCCUGUGGAGGGUGUACCGAUUUUAGGCACCCCAGACUACCUAGCCCCAGAGCUACUAUUGGGGAAAGCACAUGGUAAGAGAUGACACAUAAAAACAUUUUUUUUUUGGUGGGGGUGGAUUUCAAAACAUUUCUUUAUGUGUGUUGGUAUAAUUGCUGUCAUCAUCUUCACAACUUUAUAUGCAGGUAUAAAUGCCUGUUGAGAAAUCAACAGUUCAGCCAUUUUAACAGGCAUUCUUUUUUAGUUUCAGGAUAUCAUAAUUGUGGUAAGUUGAUCGUAACCUUGCUAACUGCCAGGGAAAAUGCAUGUGCUCUCAGCUUCUCUGCAUUCACUGUCUAGUACCAGAGGAAAUGACUGCCUGAUUCAAAAUUACGUGGAUAGGUUGCAAAAUGCUGGUUCUGAUUCCCCAUUGUAAUUGCUGCUUCUGGCCCCUUGUAUUGGGUUGGUGUGGACCCGUGUUGUGAUUUAAAUUGAGGGAAAUACUAAUGGGAAGCCAAUUUUAGUGCAUGGUGUUGACGAUUCGAAAGAGAGUAAUUUAUAUUUGUCAGAGUGGAGGACUAACAUUGUUGACUGCCAGAUGGGCCUUAUUGUAAAGGCACAUUUCCAAGCUGAUAAUUUGUCAUGUUUCUAACGUUAAAACAUUGAUAUGGGUUUUGUCCUGGAAUAUGAUGUUUGGUGCCAAGGUGUGGAUCUAAUGUUCAAAAUAAUUAAUUGGAAAAAAUAUAUGUAUUGGUUUAGAUUGCAAUAAAUGGCAUUAUCUUACAAAUUGUGAACAAUUAUUCAGGACUUAGUAAUGUUAGCAAGCAAUACACAAGUUCAACAUCCCCCUCACAUCGUCCACAAUCAUUAAAUUGAGAAGUGUGUGGAUUUUACAAUUAUCCCAUAUUUUACAUGAAACAUUAAGCGUAAUGUUGUCUGAUUUGUCUAACUAAGUUCCUGCUUCCACCGCUGUAGAAUAGAGGCACAUCCUAACAGGAAAAUAGCACAGUGACACUACAGUACUGGUACCUAAGAUAAGUAUGUGACUGUCUGUAUCUGUUCCCCCCUCAGACUACAUGGUGGACUGGUGGGCCCUGGGUGUGUGUCUGUUUGAGUUCCUCACCGGUGUGCCCCCCUUCAAUGACGAAACCCCUCAGCUUGUCUUCCAGAAUAUUCUCAACAGAGGUAGAUAUCAGCAGCUGCCAUGGCUGUUUAUUGCAUCUGUUAUGUUAUCAGUGUGAGAUGAAGGCCUUUAUUGCUAAGUAAAAUCAUGCAUUUCAAAGUGUUCUUUAUCACCAAUAUUGUUUAUUUAGUUAUUUUUUUAUCUCAGAUAUCCCAUGGCCUGAUGGUGAUGAGGAGCUAUCCCACAAUUCCCGGAAUGCCAUAGAGAUCUUACUCACCAUGGACAUGAACAAACGGGCUGGACUCAAAGGUAAGGGUUUCUUUGCCCGAUUUUAAAGGCAGUUCAGUGUAACCAAACAGUAAUAAUACCAUUUAAUGGAUGCCAUUUAAAAUUGACCAUUUUGAUUGAUCAAUUUUGUUUGUUUGUUGCUACAACCAAAUUUGUUUUAAUUUCUGCAUCAGAACUGAGGAGCCACGCUCUCUUUGCGGGGUUGGACUGGGAUAACCUUCAGAACCAGACCAUGCCCUUCAUCCCCCAGCCGGAGGAUGAAACGGAC
Coregonus sp. 'balchen' is the source of this 4890-nucleotide messenger RNA. The record is from the annotation of a GenBank genome assembly. Lineage: Eukaryota; Metazoa; Chordata; Actinopteri; Salmoniformes; Salmonidae.